AGUUUUAGGAUUCUUUUUCCACUUUUUUUAACAAUGUGAUAAAAUUCUCUCCAUACGUACCUUAAUUCUUGGAACUAUCAUAUUUUCUUUUUCUUUUGUUCUCUCUGAGCUUGUCUUAGAACGGCAGCUAUAUAUAUGUUUGAUUUUGAUUUUGAUUUUGUUAGGGUUUUGAUGAUCAGACAUGGUUCCGGGACUGAUUUCGUUUCGAGAAGAAGAAGAGCUUUCAGGGACUUCCAAGAUGAUCAAUAAGACAACAGAAGGAGGUAUCCGAAAACUUACCAGAGGUGACUACUUCACAUAUCUAAAGGCAGUAAGGGACGUACUUGAAGACGAAGAGAAAAUCUACCACGACUUCACUCAACUCCUGAAAGACUAUAGUACCCAAAGACUUGAUCUUGAAAGUGUGAUAGAUAUGGUGAAAAAUUUAUUUGAAGGGCAUCCAGAUUUACUAAUGGGUUUCAAUACCUUCUUGCCAAAGGGAUAUGAAAUCACCAUCACACCAACCACUCCUGAUUUCGUAUCCGAAGAAGCUCUCACUUUUGUGAAAAGGGUAAAGGCACGAUUUCAAGAUGAAUAUCAUGUUUAUCUAUCUUUUAUUGAAAUCUUAAAAGGUGAAAACAAGUCCAGAAUUUUCCCAAAGGUUGCAGCACUUUUCCGAGAUCACCCAGACUUGAUUGAUGAAUUCACUCACUUUCUUCCAAGUGAACCUUCCUGUUCUAUUGACCUCUCUAACUGUGAGACUUGCACUCCAAGUUACCAUGUUUUGCCAGAGGAUUACCCGAUUCCUGCUGCUACCCGAAGAACAUUGCUUGAUUCUCAAGUACUGAAUGAUCGAGUCUGCAUCACUCCUUCAGCUGCUUCCUGUUCAAGAGGAAUACACAAAAGCCGAUGUGAGCAGAGCCUAUUUCAGUGUGAAAAUGACAUGUUCGAACUUGAUAUGUUGUUAAGUUCUGUGAAUUCAACGAUAGGGAGUGUGGAACAGCUAAUACAGAAGAUUGAAAACAAUAGUAUUAGUGCAUCAAUUUGUCUUGAAGAUCACUUGACGGUUCUCAAUCUGAGGUGCAUUGAGAGAUUGUAUGGUAAACAAGGGCUUGAAGUGGUGGAUCUGUUGAGGGAAAAUGCUGAUGCGGCUCUGCCUGUUAUAUUAGUCCGACUGAAGCAAAAGCAAGAAGAGUGGGAACAAUGUCGCUCGGAUUUUAGUCAAGUUUGGGCUCAAGUAUAUGCCAAGAACCUUAACAAUCAAGCUAAUCAUGAUGUUUAA
This is a messenger RNA of Rosa rugosa (rugosa rose), 1261 nucleotides long. RefSeq names its product paired amphipathic helix protein Sin3-like 4. Lineage: Eukaryota; Viridiplantae; Streptophyta; Magnoliopsida; Rosales; Rosaceae. The record is from RefSeq and is a predicted model, not a curated record. Gene Ontology annotation, biological process: negative regulation of transcription by RNA polymerase II. Gene Ontology annotation, cellular component: histone deacetylase complex; chromatin. Gene Ontology annotation, molecular function: transcription corepressor activity. Bases 182 to 1261 code for a protein of 359 amino acids. The transcript has a single exon.